AACCCAGACGAAGCUCUGGAGAAACUCUCCCCACAAAAACUGGACAAGACCUCCCUGGAGGAGGACAACCCAGGAGCUGUUGGCCUCAAACGAGAUGUCGGGCUGUUCUCUGGUAUAGCUUUGAUCAUUGGCACCAUGAUAGGUUCCGGAAUCUUCAUCAGCCCCAAAGGAAUGAUUGAGGGAUGUGGCUCUGUGGGGCUGACAUUGAUUCUCUGGUGCUUGUGCGGGCUGCUCACCACAAUGGGUGCCUUGGUGUAUGCUGAGCUGGGUACAAUGGUCCCCGAGUCAGGAGGCGAGCACGCCUAUCUGAUGUACACGUUCAACAAAAACCGUGACCGCCGCAACAUUUACAAGGGUUCCAGCUGUAGGGGCUCCCGUUCCUUUUCCCGGGUGCCAGCAUUUUUGUACGACUGGGUGGCCCUGUUCAUCAUCCGCCCGACCAUGUUUGCCAUCAUGGCUAUGGCUCUGGGCACGUACGCAGUGAAGCCGUUCUACCCGGACUGCGACCCUCCUGCCAUUGUGGUGAAGCUAGUGACUGCGGUGGCUAUGUGCAUCAUUGCUUUCAUCAACAGUUACUCAGUCAAAGCCGCCACCAUGGUGCAGAAUGUCACCACCUUCACUAAACUCAUCGCCUUGGCCAUUAUCAGCAUUGGAGGCAUUGUUAUGCUUUUCAAAGGUAACACAGAACAUGUUUCCGAGGGGUUUCAGGACACAAACAAUGACCCCCAGAAAGUUGCCAUUGCCUUCUACAAUGGGCUGUGGGCAUUUGAUGGCUGGAACAGCCUAAACUUCAUUACAGAAGAGCUGAAGAACCCCACACAGAACCUUCCCCGGGCGAUCAUGAUCGGCAUCCCGCUGACAACCGUUUGCUACGUUCUGGCAAACAUCGGCUACCUGGCUGUCAUGUCCAAAGAGGAGAUUAUGAUUUCCCACGCUGUGGCCGUGACAUGGGGUGACCGCAUGCUUGGUGUCAUGUCGUGGCUGAUACCAUGCUUUGUUGUAGCUUCAACGUUUGGCUCAUCUAAUGGCUGCCUCUUCUCUUCUGGAAGGUUAAGUUUUUCUGCCGGACGCGAUGGCCACUUCCCCAAGUUUCUGUCAUUUCUACAAAUUGACAGAAACACACCUAUGCCAGCUGUCUUAUUUACGCUAAGCCUGUCGUUAUGCCUCAUCAUUCCUGGCGACUUGAGCACGCUGAUUGAUUUCUUCAGCUUUGCCUCCUGGCUCUUCUACGGCAUCACCACGGCCGCGUUGUUGGUGCUGCGAGUCACUGAACCUAACACUCACAGACCCUACAAGGUUCCAUUGUUCAUUCCUAUCGUCGUACUGCUGGCUUCUAUCUACCUGGUGAUCGCUCCUAUCCUCCAGAACCCGGGUGUGCAGUUUGUCUACGCCGUCAUAUUUAUCAGCUGCGGUUUUGUGGUCUACGUACCUUUCAUAUACAUGGGCAUUCACUUCAAGUUUAUGGAUACGGUGACCAUCAUUAUCCAGAAACUUCUACGAGUGGCACCAACAGGUUCCUGA
Molecule: messenger RNA, 1521 nt
Organism: Candidula unifasciata
Lineage: Eukaryota; Metazoa; Mollusca; Gastropoda; Stylommatophora; Geomitridae
Source: the annotation of a GenBank genome assembly